AUGGCCGACUCAUGGCAGAGAGUGUCUCGGGAGUACCGCGCUGCGGGCAUCCUGCCGUACAGCUUCGACAGCGACGGUCGGCUGCUCUUUCUGUUCCAGGCAGAGGCGAGCAAGAAAAAAGCGCGCGCGCGGAAUGGGGUGCGGGGGAACGUGCAGCGAGGGAAGGAGGCAGGAGGGGAUGGAGCAGUAGCGGAGCGGUUAAGACGGGGCGAGAGCGAGGAACGGGUCGAGCACGAGCGCGAGGAGCCGGAGCGCGAGGAGCCGGAGCGUGAGGAGCGGGAGCGUGAGGAGCGGGAGCGUGAGGAGCGGGAGCGUGAGGAGCGCGAGCUGCAGGGAAUUGUGGAGGAAGAACGUUCCAGUGGUGGCGCAGAGGACGCCGCUGGCGGCGCUGACGGCGCCGUUGGCGGCGUUGGCAGCGAUGGUUCCGAUAGCCGUGUUAACGCUCGUGGGGGUGGCGAUGGCGGUGCGGAGGGAGACGGCGCGAGAAGCGGCGAUGAGGGCGCUCAUCGCUUGACGUGCGUGGAGGCCCGUUGCGGGGAGGGAGGCUCGUGCGCGGGAGGCGGGGGAGACGCGCAAGGAUGUUCCAGUGCCCCGCGCGGAGGGGAAGCGGACGAGAUGAUCGGCGCGCGAAAGGAGGAACGUGGUUGCGAGGGGAAGGAUGAGGGGAGCGGAAGGAGGGUUGCGGAAGUGGAGGGCGGGAGAAGGAAUGAGUGCGGCGAUGCGGGGCGAAGGGGAGCGGAGAAGAGUGGGAGAGGAGGGGAAGGAGGUAGGAGGAAUAGGAGAAGAGAGAGGAGGAAGAAGGGUGAACGAACAGGAGAGAAGGGUACAGGUGUUGAGGAUGGAACGCAAGGGAAUGGGCGAGAGGAGAGUGAUGAGCGAGAGAGCGAGCUGGAGGAUGGGACGGAAAAAGGUGAGCAACAAGGGAAUGGGAAGCAGAGGAAGGAGGAGCAAGGGGCAGGGCAGCAGAGGAAGGAGGAGCAAGGGGCGGGGCAGCAGAGGAAGGAGGAGCAGGGGAAGGGGAAGAAGGGGGUGGGGAAGAAGGGGGUGGGGGAUCAAGGGACGGGGCAGCAAGUGAAGGAGCAACAAGCGAGGGAGGAAAGGAGGAGGAGGAAGCAGCAGGCACGUGAGCUGAAGGCGGAAAACAGGAGGCAGCAGAGGGAGAGGCAGAAGCAGCAGAAACAAGAGAGGAGGAAUCGGAAGCCGGAUCAGCAGAAGCAGAAGCAGCAGCAGCCGCAGCAGCGAGGGCGCGUGGGGCCGGUGUAUCUGAUGGACUUUGGCGGCAAGAUAGAGGAUCAAGACAACCAUGCACCCACUCUCACCGCCGCCCGGGAGUAUGUGGAGGAGCUUGAGGCUGGCUGCGAGAAGCUGGAGGGCGCCAUGUGGCAGAAACGCGUCGCUGAUGUGGCAGCAGCUCUGGACCAAUCAGAGGCGUUCUAUUGCAAGGCUAGCAAGUAUGUUCUCUUCCUGUGCGACGAGAGGAGUCUCAGGGAUGGCAGCAAGGAUGUGACAUUAGGCAGUGUGACUGAAGGAGAAUUCGCCGACCAGGCAAACUGGAUCGACUCGGGUCGCUUCGACGAAAAGCUUCCACCGGAGGGGGUCGGCCAUGCGGAAUGUCCGGAGAGCGGCGCGCCGCUGAGGCGAGGCAAGUCGCUGGGAGCGCCGAAGCAGAGCUGCCACGCGGUCAGCGGCGAUACGCUGUCACCCAUGUCCCCGCGCCUUAUUUCCGAAGCCAACGUAUGGGAGGAUUUCUGGCUUGUUGGGAGUGUUGCCGGCGCCGGGGAAGACCUAACGCUUGUAGCGCGCGGGGGUGGCGCGCGGGAAGAGCUAGCGCGGGUGGCGCGCAAGGUCGUGGCUUCCGCCACUGCCGCCUCUCCGCGCUCUCGCCGUGACUCCCCGCCGAGCGCGGCGGAGAACUCGGCGGAGCGGGUCGAGGGCGAAUCAGACCUGUACGGCGUGGAUGCAUCGGCCAGGACUGAUAACCUUUACGGUAGGCGUGGUGAUAGCGAGGAGUGUUUUAUCGGGGAUGAAGAUUCUCCCCAUUAUGUGGGAACAGGAGAGUGGAAAGCAGACGGGCCGGGAUUUUCGACGGGGGAGGAGGAGAAUGUGAGAGGCGGCGGUUACGGUGGCGAGGAGGGUAGUGAGAGCGGCGGAGUGGCGGAAGGCGAGGGGGAUUUGUACGGUGACGAAGAGGAGGGCGCGGAGGAUGCGGAGGACGCGGAGCAGAAUGACGAGGCGGAUAUUAACGAGGAUAUGUAUGGCGGUGGCGGCAGCGACGGGGAGGGGGGAUUGAGCGCGGCGGAGCGGGAAGAGGGGGGCCUGCGCGGAGGCGAGGGGAGUGGGGCGGGGGAAGGAGUAGGCGGGGAAGAGGAGGGUAAGGGGGAGGAUUUGUACGGCGAGUGCGGCGAUAGUGACGCGGGCGAGGGGGAGGAGCAGGUGUGGGGGGACGACUGGGGCGGUGACGCGGGCGACGAGCGGAGAUUAAAUGAGGGGGAUGAGGAGGAGCGCGAAGAGGGAGGGGAGGACGGGGGAGGGUUGGGCGGAGAUGGGGAUGCGUAUGGGGGGUGGGAGGGGGAAAUGCACAUGCACAUGCAGCAGUGCGAGUGGGAGGCAGAGGAGGGAAGGGUGUGGGAGGAGGUGGGCGCGGGAAGUGAGAGGGAGAGGGGCCAGGGGGAGCGGGAGGCGGGGGAGGAGGAGGAGGAGGAGGAGGAGGAGGAGGAGGAGGAGGAGGGGGAGGAGGAGAAGGAAGGAGGGGGGGAAGCAGGGAGUGCAGGGGAUGGGAGUGCGCUGGUGGUUUCACCUCCACGCUCCCUAGAGUCGUGUGCGGAGGAGACCCCCUGUUUGAGCACGCUCUAUCAGCAGCUGUGCCACGUGGGAGAGCGCGCAGCAGAGGAGUACCCUGGCUCUGAGGAUCUGUACGACGCCACGUCAGCACACGGCGGUGACACGGCAGAAUUGGACGAGGCGGCAGCGGGCAGAGAAGGCACGGCGGCAGCAGAGGGCAGCCACAGAGUGGGGCGCCAUGGCGGCCUGCCCCAUCCUAGCUUGUCCCAUCCUAGCUUGUCCCAUCCUAGCUUGUCCCAUCCUAGCUUGUCCCAUCCUACCCUCCCGCAUGCUGCCGCCCCGCCGCAUGCCGCCCUGCCACAUGCCGCCCUGUCGCACGCCGUCCUGCAGGGCUUCCGGCAGCGGGUGCGCCUCUCAUUGGACGUGGAGGUCGAUGCUGACUCAUCCUACCUCGCUGAUGACGUAAGCGGUGACGACUUCGACUUACCUAGCGAGGAUGCUAGUAGCGAGGUGCAGGACGGCGAGGGGGGCGUGCCGGGCGGCGCAGCAGCAGUGGCUCGCGCUGGUUCUGGCUUUGAUAAUGGUGCUGCUGGUGCUGGUGCUGGCGGUGGUGCAUGUGACAUCUACGUGCAUGUGCAGCGCACACAGGAGAGCGAGUGCGAGUCCGGGGAGGAGCUAUUCAGCCACACGCUCAGCGGCAGCCGGGGCAGCAGCGGUGGAGAGGAGGCGCAUGCUGCAGGGGUGGGUGCAGCAGGGGUGCGCAUGGCGAUGCAUGGAGACGGGGCGAGUGGCUUGGCAGGGCUUGGUGAUGUGGCGAGUGACACGUGGCAUGUGGGGCGGAGCUCACUGGGAGGAGCAGGCCGGCAGCAGGGCGAGGCGGUGGGUGUGGGUUUCAGUGACCCAGUGCAGAGCGUGGGAGUGGGUUUCAACGACCCGGCACAGGGCGUGGGAGUGGGUUUCAACGACCCGGCACAGGGCGUGGGACCUGCUGCCUCCUCUGCUGCCUCUUCCUCUGCUGCUGCUGCGGCUGCUGCCGCUGGGGCACUGAAUGGAUCUGCACCACAAGCCCAGCACUUCCCCCGCAACUCCCCCACCAGCGCGUUUGCAAGCACCGGGGCAGCAGCAGCUCGUCUGGCCCGCACAACCUCUAUGCAGCCUGCUGCCUCCUCGACUGCUGCUACUGCUGUUGCUGGGGCACUGAAUGCCACCCCUCCACAAGCCCACUACUUUCCCAAAAACUCUCCUACUGGUGCGUUCACACAUGCUGCAAUCACCGGGGCAGCAGCAGCAACUCGACUGGCCCGCACCACCUCCAUGCAGCCUGCCGCCUCCUCGGCUGCUGUUGCUGCUGGGGCACUGAAAGCAGCUGCAACGCAAACUCAAUACCUUCCUGGAAACUCCCCAACCGGUGCGUUCACACAUGCUGGAGGCACGGGGCCAGCAGCAGCAGCUCGUCUAGCCCGCACAGCCUCCAUGCAGCCUGCUGCCUCCCCCUACCCCGCUGCUGCUGCUACUGCCACCUCUCCGUAUUCCACUGCUGCUGCUGCUGCUGCUGCUGCUGCUGCUGGUUCUCCCUUUUCAGCUGCUGCUAUUGCAGCGGGGGCAGUGCAGGGCGGUGCAGCCCUCGGCAAGCAAGUGCCUGGCAAUUCACCCACCGGGGUCUUUGCUCGUUCAGUGAGCAUGGGGGCAGCAACGCAAGCGGUGCCGGCAGCAGGCAGGGGUGGGGGUCAGGCCAUGCGGGGUCUGCAGGUGGAGCUGCCGAGGAAUGUGGGUAAAGGUGGCGGCAGAAACGCGAGCAGCACCAAAACCACAAGUGGCACUGGCAAGAAGGCGAGCGGUAAUUUGGCAGGUGCUGGUGGUGGUGCAGAGACAGGGAGCAAGGCUGCACUGAGCAAGUCCCCCUCUCGUGCUCGCCUGGCCUCGUCCCUCUCCCCGCCCUCUCGCCGCAUGAAUGAGCUUCUCUCCUCCACCCUGCCCCGGGUCCCGGUAAAGACACCCAAGGGUGAGAAGGGGGGUGGCAGUGGGAGUGGUGAGGGUGGGAUUGGUCAGGGUGGGGGUGGCAGGGGCAAGGGUGGGGGAGGGGAAGGUGGUGGUGGGGUAGGCUACACCACAGGAAGGUUGCUGCAGGCAGAGCAACAGAGGAAGCGGCAGCAGCGGCAGCAGAAGGUGCAGCAGCUGCUAGGGAAGGACAGUCCAAACAAUGCCACCCGAGCCAACUCCAACAACGCUGGAGCAAGCAGCACUGCCGCCAUUCCUGCCGGCAACAGCAGCAGCACUGCUGCGUACACUCGCUCUGCUUCUCUCGCUCGCAGCACCUCCAAGCUCAUGCGAACAGCCUCUGCAGUGGGCACACAGGAGAAGGCCGGGAAGAGUGGUGCCAGUGGUGCUGGUGGUGGUGAAGGGGCGGGAAGAGGAGGGGCUGCAGCAGCACUUGCCAGGAGUAACAGCACUGUCGCUGCAGCAGCACUUGCCAGAAGUAGCAGCACUGUCGCUGCAGUGGCAGCAGGAGCGGCAGCAGCAGGGGUGGAGGCAGGUGCACCGAGAGCAGGGCUGCAGCGCACCAAGAGUGGUAACAAACUCAAGGCGGCAGUGGGGAAAAGCAGCGCUGCCAAGUCCCCUGUGCUGCCUGCAAGGGCAGCACAAAGGGUGUAUGUCGGCAAGUAG
This is a messenger RNA of Closterium sp. NIES-65, 5445 nucleotides long. NCBI's taxonomy places the organism in Eukaryota, Viridiplantae, Streptophyta, Zygnematophyceae, Desmidiales, Closteriaceae. The record is from the annotation of a GenBank genome assembly.